This is a messenger RNA of Betta splendens (Siamese fighting fish), 2055 nucleotides long. It is a transcript of the gene pawr, whose product is annotated as PRKC, apoptosis, WT1, regulator. The record is from RefSeq and is a predicted model, not a curated record. Bases 240 to 1292 code for a protein of 350 amino acids. The transcript has 7 exons. Gene Ontology annotation, biological process: apoptotic process; positive regulation of apoptotic process. Gene Ontology annotation, cellular component: cytoplasm. Lineage: Eukaryota; Metazoa; Chordata; Actinopteri; Anabantiformes; Osphronemidae.
ACGCGCUCGUGUCUGUUCGGGCCCACCCGGUUUUGUCGAGGGGCAGCGCGAGAGCGGCGACUGUCAGCGCUCGAGCCCAGCGCCAUUCAUCAGAGCGGACCGCGAGCGCACCUGGUCGGAGCGAGGCGCGGACGAGCCGGCGACGCAGCUGCACAGCACCGGGUCGGCCUCUGGAGGAAUGCGGCGCCAUUAAAGUUCCACUUUUAAUUGAACUUCACGCGACUCGUCGAGCAGGGAUCAUGGCCACCGGCGGCUUCAAGUCCAGCGCCACCACCGACUUCCUGGAGGAGUGGAAGGCCAAACGGGAGAAGAUGAGGGCCAAGAUGCUGGGCGACAUCGCCGCGGCCACCGGGGCGCCCCUGGGGGCCUCCCGCGCGCACAGCCCGGGCGCGCCGCCGGGCAGCGAGCUGCCCAACAACGGAAACCCGGACCGAGGCGCCUCCUCCGGGACCUGCCUCUCCACCUACUCGGUGGCUCGGUCCUCCUCCGGCUCGGCUCUGAAGAGACCCGAGGAGGACGCGCACCACCCCGCACCGUGCCCCGCGGCCGCCCCGCUCAGCAGCCCGAAGAAGGCCCCCCCACCGGCGGACAAGGCGGAGUCCGCGUCCCCGGACGCCUGCGCCAUGGCCUGCAACGACAGCGGCAAGGAGAGCCCGUCACCCGGCAAGAGCAAGGAGAAGAAGAGCGCGGGUCCGAGCGCCAGGAAGGGCAAAGGUCAGAUCGAGAAGCGGAAGCUGCGCGAGAAGAGGAGGUCGACAGGUGUGGUCAGCAUGCCGUCCAACGAGAGCCUGGAUGAGCUGGACGAUGACGACGCAGGGGAGAAGGACCGCAGGGAGGAGGAGGAGGAGGAGCUGGUCCAGGCCAACACUGUCCAGAAUGAGGCCAUGACGGCUGAUCCCGCCAGCGGACGUUUAAUGGACUCCUCGCGGUCCGGAUGGGGCCGACGCGCCGAUGACGUCUUCUUCCAGGAUGCCCGUCAGCCUGGACGCGGCCAAAACAAGAGCAGCUCUGCAGGGCCAGGGUCAGAGGAGCAAUGGCACCCCCGUCACAGAGAUGGAAGCGCCGCAGGACUGGAGAAGAGGAUCGAGGAGCUGGAGAAGGAGCUGGCCAGAGAGCGACGGCAGACCGCGACACUGCUGAAGGCCCACCAGGACAAGGACAACCUCAUUGAGAAGCUCAAGGAUGAGAUCGACUUGCUGAACAGAGACCUGGAUGAUACUGAAGAGGAGAUUGAGCAACUCAAACAGGAGAACAAGACUCUGCUGAAGGUGGUGAGUCAGCUGACGAGGUAGAACCGCUCCACGGACCCGGACCUGCAUGGCGACGACGUCCCACCAGCCUUAUCUCCUCGGUUCUGUCCUUUCUGUUAGCAGUAGCUGCACUAACAGCCUUAGAGUCCACACAGGAUUCAUUCCACUGGUUCUGAACGCUGAGCUAAAGGCGGAUCGCCCGUCAUCGUCCGCAUAUUUAAUGUAAAUGUGUUGUAUAUAGACCCUUUAGAUAAGUUCAUUCCUCAGACAGAACUCGCACCCAACUGACCGCUUUUAACACCAGUGACUUCAGCCAAAGUGGACGUACAGUGGAGCGGUUGUCGGUUGAAGCCCGGUGCUUCAGUGAUGAACUCUGGUGCCACAUUGACUUUCCUUUGUACGUUUGAACGUCACUGGUGCCUCCCCACACCUGAAGGAAGAUUUAAUCAUUACAGCUAAAAUAAAGGAAUCAGUUAACAUCCUGGGUUGUUUUAAGUCAAAGCUCCUGUUUCCAUCCUCUGGUCUUUGCAGUGUAAGCUGCAGUAGCUGCUCUGUUUAAAGCGGAUACAUUUAGCUUAACAACCAAAUGAACUGACUCUGGAACAGGCUCCGCUGGGAGCCUCGUCUCGCUCUGUGCUCUGGCAAAGACCCUGUAGGUGUUAGAUGCUCGAUAGAAAAGCCGGCCUCCCCACGCGAGCUCGGCUCCCCUCGCAGACAGACGUCACAGACCCAGCUCGCUUUCCCAGUAUGAUGCAUGUACAGAAGAUUAAGUCAUUUAAUAAAAGUCUGAUUAUCUCUCUCCUCA